GGGCAGUGGCAAGUGGCUCUUGUGCGCCUGCGCGGGACGUCCUGCCGUGCCCUAUGGACUGCGGGGAGCGCGUAGUGAGCGCCGUGAGAGAACUGGAGUUUGAGGACGCGGUUUCUGGUUGUCCCUCGAGUGUCUUUCGCCUAACGUCGUUGCAGCCUUGGCACGGGCCAUGGCGUCCGGCCCGGCCGUGCUCAUGCGCCUGGUGGCCUCGGCCUGCUCCAUCGCGCAGAAGGCAGGCACGAUCGUCAGGCGCGUGAUCGCCGAGGGAGACCUAGGCAUCGUGCAGAAGACCUGUGCUACGGACCUGCAGACCAAGGCCGACCGGCUGGUGCAGAUGAGCAUCUGCUCUUCCCUGGUGCGGAAAUUCCCCAAGCUGACCAUCAUAGGAGAGGAGGACCUGCCCCCGGAGGAUGUAGACCAGGAGCUCAUCGAAGACGGCCAGUGGGAGGAGGUCCUGCAGAAGGCAUGCCCUACGCAGUACCUCGCCGUUAAAGAGGAGGACCUUGUGGUCUGGGUUGACCCUCUGGACGGCACCAAGGAGUACACUGAAGGUCUCCUCGACAACGUGACUGUUCUCAUUGGAAUCGCCUAUGAAGGGAAGGCCAUAGCAGGCAUUAUUAACCAGCCCUAUUACAACUACCAGGCAGGACCCAACGCGGAGCUGGGGCGGACCAUCUGGGGUGUCCUGGGCUUGGGCGCCUUCGGGUUCCAGCUGCAGGAGGCACCCGCCGGGAAGCACAUUGUCACCACCACCCGCUCACACGGCAGCAAGCUGGUGUCUGACUGCGUGAGCGCCAUGGAGCCGGAUGCCGUGCUGCGCGUGGGCGGUGCGGGGAACAAGAUCAUUCAGCUGAUCGAAGGCAAGGCCUCUGCCUAUGUGUUUGCAAGCCCAGGAUGUAAGAAGUGGGACACUUGUGCGCCGGAAGUCAUCUUACACGCGGUGGGAGGGAAGCUGACUGACAUCCACGGCAACGCGCUGCGGUACAGCAAGGAUGUGAAGCACAUGAAUUCCGCCGGGGUCCUGGCCGUGCUGAGGAACUAUGACUACUACGCGAGCCGUGUCCCGGAGUCCGUCAAGAAGGCGCUGGUUCCUUAGAAGGAAGUUCAUCUUCCUCCAGGGGGGCUUGGUUGGCAAAACAGCACACUUUAAAUCUGAUUGGAUGGAAUUAUUUAUUGUUGAUCAGUAAUUUAUAUUAGUUACUUAGGAAGAGAAACAGCAUUAAAGAAAUUGCCUUUAUUGGAAUCUGACACUCUCAUGCCUUAGGCGUGUAAUAAAUUUUGUAUGCUCCUUUUCCUGUUUAAAAAA
Heterocephalus glaber (naked mole-rat) is the source of this 1306-nucleotide messenger RNA. RefSeq names its product 3'(2'), 5'-bisphosphate nucleotidase 1 (gene Bpnt1). Gene Ontology annotation, biological process: phosphatidylinositol phosphate biosynthetic process. The record is from RefSeq and is a predicted model, not a curated record. NCBI's taxonomy places the organism in Eukaryota, Metazoa, Chordata, Mammalia, Rodentia, Bathyergidae. Gene Ontology annotation, molecular function: 3'(2'),5'-bisphosphate nucleotidase activity.